This is a messenger RNA of Dicentrarchus labrax (European seabass), 1155 nucleotides long. RefSeq names its product troponin T type 1 (skeletal, slow) (gene tnnt1). Gene Ontology annotation, cellular component: troponin complex. The transcript has 15 exons. Lineage: Eukaryota; Metazoa; Chordata; Actinopteri; Moronidae. The record is from RefSeq and is a predicted model, not a curated record. The coding region runs from base 125 to 973 and encodes 282 amino acids. Gene Ontology annotation, molecular function: troponin T binding; tropomyosin binding. Gene Ontology annotation, biological process: sarcomere organization; regulation of muscle contraction; slow-twitch skeletal muscle fiber contraction.
CACACACACAGCACCCCUCCACCUCUCCGUAUAAAUCUCCCUCUGUCGGUACAUUAGCCAUUCUGUCUGUCUCUGUCCUUCUGUCUCUCUCUUGUGUCUGGUGAUACCACACCUUCAUACAGCCAUGUCAGAUGUAGAAGAGGAGUACGAGGAGCAGGCAGAGGAGGCUGAAGAGGAGCAGGAGGGAGAGCCUGAGCCGGAGGCCGAGCUUGAGGAGGAGGAGGAGACUCAGCAGGCAGAGGAGGAUGGAGGAGAGCAGCAAGAGUACCAAGAUCAAGAUGCCCAGGAGGAAGAGGAGGAGCGCCCCAAACCCAAACCUAUGGUGCCUCAGCUUGCCCCUCCAAAGAUUCCUGAGGGGGAUAGGGUGGAUUUUGACGACAUCCACAGAAAGCGUAUGGAGAAGGAUUUACUCGAGCUCCAUACUCUGAUUGAUGUCCACUUCGAGCAGAGGAAGAAGGACGAGGAAGAGCUUAUCGGCCUCAAGGACCGAAUCGAGCAUCGUCGGUCAGAGAGAGCUGAGAUCCAGAGGGUUAGAGCAGAAAAGGAGAAGGACAGACAGAACAGGAUUGCGGAGGAACGUCACAGGAAAGAGGAAGAGGAAGCCAAGAAGAAGGCUGAUGAUGACGCCAAGAAGAAGAAAGUGCUUUCUGGCAUGGGAGCGAACUUCGGAGGCUUCCUGGCCAAGGCUGAGUCGAGGAGGGGCAAGCGUCUAACAGGCAAAGAGAUCAAGAAGAAGACCCUGGCAGAGAGACGGCAGCCACUGGGCAUCGACAGUUUGAGGGAGGAUGGGCUCAAGCAACGGGCCCAGGAGAUGUGGAACUGGAUCUACCAGCUGGAGUCUGAGAAGUUUGACUUCAUUGAGCAUAUGAAGCACCAGAAAUAUGAGAUCAUCGUGCUGCUGAACAGAAUCCAACAUGCUCAGAAAUUCAAAAAAGUCCAUGGUAAAGGGAAGGUGGGCGGUCGCUGGAAGUAAACGGAGGGGGAAAAGAUGAGAAAGAAAAAAACAUUGAUGACAAAAAAGGGGACACAGUUUAGGAAAUGGCCUCUCUAUUAUGUUCUAGUGCCAAAGCCGCCCUGUAGGCCUUUUCUGUGUAUACGACAGAUAUUGAAUAUUUCAUAAUAAGUUGUAUUGAUAAUUAAAACCAGAUGCACACA